AUGCCUUCUUCCACUGACAAGAAACUCAUCCUCGUUAUCGGCGCAACCGGUGCACAGGGCCUCGCGGUCAUCGACAAAUUGCUCGCGCCAUUGGAGGAUGGCUCGCCGUCUCCGUACGCCAUCCGCGCACUUACUCGCGACCCAGAGAAUCCUCGGGCCAAGGAGCUCUUCGCCAAGGGCGUCGAGUGCGUGAAAGUGACAGCGUUUCUGAUAAGCUUUGCCCAAGGCCGUUUCGACCAUUUCGAAGACAUGGCAGCGGCGCUCAAAGGCGUGUAUGGCGCGUGGGUCAACAUAGAUGGAUUUACUAUUGGAGAGCCGUGGGAGAUGUACACGGGAAUGAGAAUAUUCGAGCUGGCUAAGCAAGCCGGAGUGAAGCAUUACGUUUGGAGCAAUCUCGACUACGCAUUCAAGUUGGGCAAUUAUAAUGAGACGUACAGAUGCCAACACUACGAUGCCAAGGGCCGCGUCGCCGAAUGGAUGCAGGCUCAGCCGUCCGCCGUCAGUGGGACCGACAUGACAUGGUCUGUUGUGACUUCUGGACCGUACAUGGAUAUGCUCCACAACAUGAUGUUCGGUCCCUUGAAGAAACGCGAGAACGGCACGAUUGUCUUCGCCACGCCGGUUGGCAACGGACACGUCCCCAUGAUCGCGCUCUCCGACAUGGGUUUCUUCGCGCGCUACACGUUUGACAACCGCGCCACGGCCUCGGGUCAGGACCUGGCGAUUGCAACGGAGAUGGUUGGCUGGGAGCAUCUGAAGACGACGUUCGAGAAAGUCACCGGCCAGAAGGCAGAGGUUGUCUCCCAGACGAUUGAUGACUGGCUCGAGGACAGGCUGAACUUCCGUGGCUGGUGGGCGCUUUGGCGAGAUGAUAUAGUGAAGAGGGAUAUGGAGUGGAUCAGGAAGGUCAACGCCAAGGGGCACACCCUCGAGAGCUGGAUGAGGGAGCAGAAUUACGGCGACCACCUGUGGCAGAAGAUAGACAUCUUGAAGAUCACUGAAGACGGCCACAUGGGUAUUCUACCAGGCAAGGAACGCUUACAAAAGCUCUGA
Molecule: messenger RNA, 1053 nt
Organism: Postia placenta MAD-698-R-SB12
Lineage: Eukaryota; Fungi; Basidiomycota; Agaricomycetes; Polyporales; Adustoporiaceae
Exons: 5
Coding region: 1-1053 (350 amino acids)
Source: RefSeq, a predicted model, not a curated record